UUUCGUGAUAAUGGCAAUAUAGGCUUUAGUAGUUUCCAGGAAGAAGCAUCAUACCGAGGAAUUUCCAGGAAUACAUUGUAGUCGAGAUAUCUUUCAAGGGGAGGAUCGUGUUGUUGUACUACUAUGAGCGGAAGAUUUUUAGGAUCAAAAGGUUUUCCAACGUUAAUAAUGACAUGAUUGCGGCCUCCAUUCCAAAUGUUCAUGGAGGAAAUAUCAAUUUCUUCAUUAAUAAGAAUCACCAAUAAACAUGCUAUGUUUGGAUUAGAAACAAUAUUUCCUUGUGAUAAAAGUUGCAUUUUCAAUUCUUCGAGCUGA
Molecule: messenger RNA, 315 nt
Organism: Haemonchus placei
Lineage: Eukaryota; Metazoa; Nematoda; Chromadorea; Rhabditida; Trichostrongylidae
Source: the annotation of a GenBank genome assembly